Molecule: messenger RNA, 459 nt
Organism: Acanthoscelides obtectus
Lineage: Eukaryota; Metazoa; Arthropoda; Insecta; Coleoptera; Chrysomelidae
Source: the annotation of a GenBank genome assembly
AUGGAUAGCAUUAUUGACGAGAUUGAACGAGUGCAGAGAGAAACUGAUGAACCGGCAAGAAAAAAAAGGCAAGUUGAAGAAGGCAGCAAAAAACGGGAAGCGUUAGAAAUAUGCGAUGCAAGAGAAGAAUUGAGUACUACUUCUGGAGCUGUUCCACUAUCCAUUUUAUUGAACGAGGAAGGAUUAAAUUGUACGUUUCAAGAAACUCUUAAGCUCUUAAAGUUGAAGAAAACGCCCUCACCAAGUCCUGCACCAUCUUUACAGCACAGAACGGAGAAUUUGUCUGCUCUCAAUAGACGUAGAAUGAGCAAGCGGCGAACUAUUCUGUACGCGAAGAUUAAAAGUUUGGAAAAUAAAGUAAGGAACGCAUUCAAGCUUAGCGAAAAAUAUAAGAAUAGGUGUGUGAGAUUGAAAACUGAAAAUACUGACCCAAACUGUCCACCAGCUAAAGUGUCUUAG